AUGAAGAAUCCUUCAACGUUAUUUAAUGACGAUUCGAUACAAGAAGAUCUAGUGAAUCAGACAUCUAACGUCAAAUCGAAAAUCUUGGAUCAAGACGGUGAAAGAGAUUGCACGUUUCACAAAACAAAAAAAGAAUCGUAUUAUGAUGGCGAAGAGGAUAAGAGCAACACGAAUACGGGAUCCUUUGUCGAUCCAGUUGACAUUGAUGAUGAGCUCAGAAGACUCAAAAAAGUGUGCAAAAUUCCUUACUGGUCGGGUUCGAGCUUUUUUCCGGUUGAAACUUUGCCAAUUUUGUCGUGGAAAAUUCCCAGACGCAAGAAGAAAUCCACCGAUGAUUCGAAGACUUCCACUGGAAUCGAAUUGCCAGACAUCUUGGCAAAAUCUGGUUCCAUUCAUGAGAAAUGUAUGAAACCGACGGAGGCUUUUUGGGGACUGACAACUUCCGUUGAUCUGUUUUGUGUGGAUUCGACUUCGCCAUCGCUGUCGUUGGAUUCUUCCGUGACAAGCAAGAAGAUGAAGAUUCUUGACGUUUCGACUCCGUUGCCGCAAAAAUUGACCAAGGGGCUCGAAAAAUUUAAGGACCCUGCAGAUAUGACUGAGGAGCUCGCCAAAUUGAAAACUCUGUUCAAAAGACCAUAUUGGGUGAAAUCUGGUGAUGAAUAUCAAGUGCAAUCUCUCGAAACCGAGAUAUCGAAUCUUGAAGCUUUCAAUAAAUUGCCAAAGGGGCAGCGUAAAAGAAAUGCUCGCGGACAAUUUCUCAUCAAUUAG
Messenger RNA from Caenorhabditis bovis, 768 nucleotides. Lineage: Eukaryota; Metazoa; Nematoda; Chromadorea; Rhabditida; Rhabditidae. The record is from the annotation of a GenBank genome assembly.